AUGAAAUUGAAAUCGGGUUCGGGUUUGGGUUCGAGUUCUUCACCUACGGGCGCUAGGCUUCGAAAGAAGCACAAGAGACUCGAUGCAAUAUGUGAAAAUGUGUAUAAUCAGAACCAUGGCGAGUCUCUCAAUGAAGAAAAAUCCGGGUCGGGUCAAGUUGCUGACUUGGAACUCAGACGGAGUUCACGGGUCAGGCGGGCACCUGAAUUGCUCGAUGUGUCACCGCCACCUGCUAAGAAACGGAAGAAGAUUAAGAAUGUGAAUUUGGGUGUUAAUAAAAGCUAUAGGACUGGUAAUAGUAGUUUAAGGAGUGGCAGCAGCUCGAAGAGAGUCAAGGAAGAGGAGGAUAAUGAGGAACAAGUGGAUUUUGAUGAUACGCCAGGAAGUUGGAAAUCGAGAUUGAGGACAAGGAGGAGGAAUGCUGGGAGGGGAGGGAGUGGUAGGGAGAAUAGGAGGAGGAAGCUUUUUGAUGAUAUGGAGGUGGGGGAGAGUGAAUUGGGUGAGAGAGAGGACGAUUUUGAUGGUGGGAAGUUUGUGGGUGUAGGGUUGAAGAGGGUGGGAAGGGUUAAGGCAGUGAGUGAGUUGAAGAGCGAGGAGGAAGAGGGUGGGAAUGUGCAUGGUGGCGGAGAUACAAGUGGGAACAGUGAGGAGGAGAAAGGUGAGGAGGAUGAGAUGGAGGUGGCGAGGAAUGAGGAAAGUGAGGAGAGCGUACCGGAUUUGGGUGCCGAAAUAAAUGGUGGAAAUGAGGAGGAAGUAGGGGAUGGGGAUGGUGUGCAGGUAGAGACCAAGGAAGAGAAACAGAGAUUGGAUGGUUUGGAAUUUGAGAAGAAGGAUGAUGAAAAUGAGAAUGUGGAAAAUGUGGAGGAGGGUGAUGAGAAGGUGGAGGAGUUGGUGAGUACGGAUGGCGAAAAUGAAAGGGAUGUUGGUGAGGUGAAUGAAAUGGAGGAUGGACAGUGUUGUGAUAAAAAUGAUAAGGAUGAGGUGGAACUUGUAGAUUUGACGAAAGGAAUGGACGGACGUUGCUGUGGUAAAAAUGUAAAGGAUGAUGAGGAAGUUGUAGAUUUGACGAAAGGGGUGGAGGAUGUUGAGGAAUUUGUAGAUUUGACGAAAGGGGUGGAGGACGGAGGGUGUGGUGAUAAAAAUGAAAAGGAAGCUGAUGAAGAGUAUGUAGAUUUGACAAAGAAGCUGGCGAACAAAGGUGGUUUGGAUGUGCUAGAGGAUGAGAAAGAUUUGAAGGUAGACAGAAUCAAGUGUGAUUCAAAUAGUAGUCUUGGCAGAUCAAAGAUCAAACAGGGUAGACGUUGUGGUUUGUGUGGGUGUGGAAAUGAUGGCAAACCACCUAAAAGGUUGGUGCAAUAUGGUGGUGAGAGUGAAAAUGAGGCAUAUAGUGGUUCAUCAGCUUCAGAGGAUGUCAAAUAUGAUGUAUGGGAUGGGUUUGGUGAUGAACCAGGGUGGCUUGGCCGUCUCUUGGGUCCUAUAAACGACCGUUAUGGUAUUGCUGGAAUCUGGGUUCAUCAAAACUGUGCUGUAUGGAGUCCAGAGGUUUAUUUUGCGGGCUUGGGAUGCUUAAAAAAUAUAAGGGCUGCACUUUGCAGGGGAAGAGCAUUAAAAUGUAGCCGCUGUGGAAGGCCAGGGGCAACUAUUGGAUGCCGUGUUGAUCGGUGUCCAAAAACUUACCACUUGCCUUGUGCACGAGCCACUGGAUGCAUUUUUGACCAUCGGAAAUUUCUUAUAGCAUGCACAUAUCAUCGGCAUCUCUUCCAACCUUAUGGUAAUCAACAUGCAGUGCAGAUAAAGAAAUUAAAAGCUAAGAAAAUGAAGUUACAAAUGAGGAAGCUCUCAAAUGAUGCUUGGCGAAAGGACGUUGAAGCAGAAGAAAAAUGGUUGGAGAACUGUGGUGAGGAUGAAGAGUUUUUAAAGCGUGAAAGCAAGAGGCUUCAUCGUGAUCUGUUAAGAAUUGCACCUGUUUACAUCGGAGGCUCAAACUCUGAUGGUGGAAAACUAUUUGAGGGUUGGGAAUCUGUUGCAGGGCUUCAGGAUGUCAUUCAAUGUAUGAAGGAAGUGGUAAUUUUGCCUCUAUUGUAUCCUGAGUUCUUUAGUAAUCUAGGGAUUACGCCUCCUAGGGGGGUUCUUUUGCAUGGCUACCCUGGAACAGGUAAAACUCUUGUAGUGCGGGCAUUGAUUGGUUCAUGUGCUCGUGGUGAUAAACGAAUAGCAUAUUUUGCUCGCAAAGGUGCCGACUGCCUAGGAAAGUAUGUUGGGGAUGCUGAGCGCCAAUUGAGACUCUUGUUUCAGGUUGCUGAAAGAUGUCAACCUUCUAUUAUAUUCUUUGAUGAGAUAGAUGGUUUAGCGCCUUGUCGUACAAGGCAGCAAGAUCAGACUCAUAGCUCAGUUGUAUCCACACUGCUUGCUCUUAUGGAUGGUUUAAAAUCCCGGGGUUCAGUAAUAGUGAUAGGUGCAACAAACCGUCCUGAGGCAGUUGAUCCAGCACUACGUAGGCCAGGGAGAUUUGAUAGGGAGAUUUACUUUCCAUUGCCAUCAGUGGACGACAGGGCUGCUAUUCUUUCACUUCACACAAGAAGUUGGCCGAAACCUGUUACUGGAUCUUUGCUAAAGUGGAUUGCCAGAAGAACUGUAGGUUUUGCUGGUGCUGAUCUGCAGGCUCUUUGUACUCAAACUGCCAUUGUUGCUUUGAAGAGGAAUUUCCCUUUGCACGAAAUGUUAUCCGCUGCUGGAGAUAGAGCUCCUGGUGCUAAACGUGUUCCUCUUCCAGCUUUUGCAGUGGAAGAGAGGGAUUGGUUAGAGGCUUUAGCAUGUUCGCCACCUCCUUGCUCUCGUAGAGAAGCAGGGAUAGCUGCUUAUGAUUUAGUAUCAUCACCUCUUCCCACCCACCUCAUUCCUUGUCUAUUGCAGCCAUUAUCCACCUUGAUUGUUUCAAUGUAUCUGCAUGAACAGCUCUGGCUGCCUCCCACUCUUUUGAAAGCUGCAAAAAUGGUUAAAAGUGUGAUUGUUUCUUCUUUGGAGAAUAAUAAUCUGCCUACUGAUCGUUGGUGGUCUCAUGUUGAUAGUUUCCUUAGGGAAGCAGAUGUUGCCAAGGAAAUAUGGAGGAAGCUUUCAUGGGUUGGCAUAUUAACUGGAGAGGUUAUCUGUGCUGGCACUGAUGCUUUUACAGAUGAAACUGAUGAUGAAAGUGCUCAGGUUGAACCUUCUGUUGUUUAUAAUGGGGGCAUGAACGCUAGUUUAUUUAGAAGGAUAUCUGUAGCAUCAAGCAAAAAAUCUGGAUUUCGAGUAUUGAUAUCUGGGAGCCCCAGAUCUGGUCAGAAGCAUCUUUCUUCUUGCUUUCUUCAUUGUUUUGUUGGGAAUGUUGAAAUUCAGAAGGUUGAUCUGGCUACAGUUUCACAAGAGGGGCAUGGUGAUAUGGUGCAAGGAAUGACAAGAAUAUUAAUGAAGUGUGCUAGUUUCCAAUCAUGCAUGAUAUUCCUUCCAAGAAUUGAUUUGUGGGCUGUGGAGACAUGUUGUCAAGUUAAUGAUAACAGUAAUACAUCUUCAAUUAACAAUCAAUUUUCUGAGGAGAAAGAAUCCUCCUUAACAAACAGUCAAAUUGUGGAAGACGAAACCGAGUCAUCCAUGCAUCAAUGUAAACCGGUGGAAUUGACAGUACCUCAAGGUGCUGCCCGAAGUAUCUCACAUGCCUGGAGCUCAUUUGUUGAGCAGGUGGAAUCGAUAUGUGCAUCUACAUCCUUGAUGAUUCUGGCUACCUCAGAGCUUCCAUCUUCAGAACUUCCCCAAAGAAUAAGGCAGUUCUUUAAAAAUAAUAGCUCGAAUAGCAGGCACUCAACUCCAUUGGAUCCCACAGUACCCUGGUUCUCAGUGCAUGUUGAUGGGAAUUUCAACCAUGAUGCAGUGAUCAGUCUUUCUGCAAAAGCAUUGUUGAGAGACAUAAUCCAACCAUUUGUUCAGUUGAUUCAUCUUAAAGCUCACAUCUCUACAAGUUUAUCCAAAGAGCACGAAACUUUUGAUUCCAUUCUUGCUUGUUCUAAUGCUGAAUAUCACAGUAAAAAUCCUGUUUUGGUUGGUAAAAAUGAGGAUGGCACACAAUGUCCUCAUGAUCCUAUAAAUAUACCACUGCCGCCCAAUAGAAGUUUAAAAGGAAAAUCAAGCUUGUUGUUGGCAAUCUCUACAUUUGGCUAUCAAGUUCUACGGUAUCCUCAUUUUGCUGAACUUUGUUGGGUCACAUCUAAACUGAAAGAAGGUCCUUGUGCAGAUGUUAGUGGACCUUGGAAGGGAUGGCCUUUCAAUUCUUGCAUUAUUCGUCCCUGUAAUUCAUUAGAUAAGGUGGCUGUUGCUUGUAGCUCUGGCAAUAUUAAAAGCAAUGAGAGAUCAGGUUUAGUUAGAGGGUUACUUGCUGUUGGUUUAUCAGCAUACAAAGGUGAGUACAAUUCACUUAGAGAGGUCUCUUUUGAGGUAAGGAAAGUUCUUGAGCUUCUAGUUGGACAAGUUAAUGAAAAAAUUCAGGCUGGUAAAGAUAGAUAUCAAUAUGUUCGUCUUCUAUCACAAGUGGCUUAUCUGGAAGAUGUGGUUAACAGCUGGGCACAUGCACUGCAGAGUUUAGAGCCUGAAGCUCAAAUAAACGUAGUGAAUGCUAAGCUGAAAACCAUGGAAUUCCCAGGUAACAGUAACUGUGUGGAUGAUUCUGUUGAAAGACAGUGCAAGGGAGACGCUUCUGAUACAAACUUGCAUGGAACUGAAUGGUUGGAAAGAAGUGCUCGGAGAUUUUUUCAUGAAAAUCAGGAAGGUGGUGAAUCAAAUAAAGGAGAAAAUGGUUUUUGUGAUCUUAAUUUUGAGGCUGCAGCUAUACGUCCAGAAGAUGGACCUGAACAGCAUACUGUCCUUCGUGACGGUGCCAUAACAAAUAACCAUUCUCAAAAUUCUCCUCCUGAUAAUAUUAUAAAUGAGCAGAAUGGGACCUCUCUUGGACAAUGUGAACCUGAAAUUACUGAAAAUCUUGCAGUUACAGAUGGAAAUUCAGAAACCUUGGAACAUGCUAAUGGAUUUGCACUCACAGAACCUGCCCGCUCUUCUGAGAAUGGUCUAUGCAAUUCAGCUGAAUUGGGUGCCUUGAAGUUCUCUGACGCUGGCAACUCCUGCAAUCAUAGUAAUGGGUUGGCUGCCAUGGAUGGAAGAGUUACAUUUAAUAGUGCUGAGCCUAACCAUAGUGAGCAUGCUGAAGAUGUUAACAUCUCUCCAGUCGAAACCAGCUGUCCUGCUGCUAACUCUGGCAUUGUGUGUUUGUAUCGCUGUUGUUCUAUAUGUCUUCAUGCCAUACACAAUAUGAUUCAGAAAUUCCUUUCUCGUAAAUUGGCGUUAAACCAGAGCAAUUGGACAGCAGAGGAUGUUCAUGAUGCUGUUGCAUCAUUGUCAGUGGAUCUUCUGUCAGUGAUCAGAAAAGUUGAUAUUACUGAAGACAUCAGCAAUUCAUUUGAUGGAAGCUCUGAUAGAAAUGACUGUCCAGAAAUGCGUAGCUGUCACUGCAAAAGUGCAGGAAAUAGUUCAUUUGUCCCAACGGAAUGUAGUUGUCACUCUGUUGCCGAAUCUGUAACUGCAAAAUCAAGUUAUUCGCCAGAUUCCCAGUUGGGACUUGAUCCAAAAUUCAUUUUCCGAGAUGGCAUCCUGGUCCCUGUAGAUACUACCAAGGAUGUUUCUUUCCAUUGUAAAUAUGAGACUUUAUGCCUUUGUCCUCUUGUAAAAUCAGUAGCAUCGAUGAAGCAGCCUUUUGGUUGA
Messenger RNA from Dovyalis caffra, 5781 nucleotides. NCBI's taxonomy places the organism in Eukaryota, Viridiplantae, Streptophyta, Magnoliopsida, Malpighiales, Salicaceae. The record is from the annotation of a GenBank genome assembly.